GGUGACGAGGGCCACGUGGUGGUGCGGGACGUGGGCAACGUGACCGAGGACAGCGACAUCACCUUCUCCUUCCGCGCCGCCGAAUUCUUCGACCUCCCCGAUGGCCAGCAGCUCCCCUUCCAGGCCCAGAUUACGUACACGAACGGCGAGGGCGUCAAGUGCCUGCGGGUCGUUUGCACCUCGCGGCCCGUGACCCACAGCCGCGAGGGGGCCGAGACCGCCAUCAACUCGGCCAUCGUCGGCCUCGCCGCCGUCCACCGCAGUGCUGCCCUCGCUCAGAAGGGUGACUAUUUGGAGGCGCGGGUGAACCUGAUCUCGAGCAUGCGGCUGCUGCAGCGGGGCAUGCUGACGAGCAAGCAGCAGCGGGAGUACAUCAACUUCAUCCGGCAGUCGGAGCGGCUGGACGGCUUCAUGCGCGAGGCCCAGCAGCAGGAGGAGAUGCUGGCCAUGCAGCAGAGCCGCGUCACCGUCGAGGAGCGCAAGAUGGCCCGCGACGACUCGGCCGCCAAGAACAUCGUCCAGAUGAAGCUCGUCAGCAGCGCCGCCUUUGUCGCCGCCUGA
Messenger RNA from Acanthamoeba castellanii str. Neff, 561 nucleotides. RefSeq lists its product as uncharacterized. The annotation marks the transcript as partial. NCBI's taxonomy places the organism in Eukaryota, Discosea, Longamoebia, Acanthamoebidae. The transcript is spliced from 3 exons. The record is from RefSeq and is a predicted model, not a curated record.